Molecule: messenger RNA, 567 nt
Organism: Penicillium digitatum Pd1
Lineage: Eukaryota; Fungi; Ascomycota; Eurotiomycetes; Eurotiales; Aspergillaceae
Source: RefSeq, a predicted model, not a curated record
AUGUCAUCCAAGAAGCCAACCACCUCACCCACACCAGCGAUGGUACCAGACCAUCCAAGCCAGCAACUAAAACCAGGAUUCUGUGCUCUCCGUCUGGAGAACCUGGACCAACAACCCUCCGCGACAAAACGCGAGCUGAUGGUAUCAAUCGCGGCAGACAUCUGCGCAACAUUCAUCAGCAUCGCCAAGUACUCCGAAGACGGCACACUCCAAGCACGGCACACUGGGGUGAUUGACAAUGUGAUCCAGACGAUCCGCGACACGGAUGUGAAGCAGCGACACUUGCUCGAUCGACAAGUACAUCGACUGCGCAAAGAGAGAAAAUGGAUCCGGAAGAAGUAUUCACGAUUGGCAGGCCAGGCAGACGGGCUGGGUCGGGCAUAUCAGACGAAGAUACAGAAUUUGAGAAUCUCGCUACGAGAGUUACAGGCCGAGGUGGCCCGUCUACAAAAGGAGCGGGAUAUGCUGCAAGCGUGUUUUAAGAAGAAGAUCAUUGAGGAGGGUGCCUCAAAUGAGGAUGUCGAUGGGGAAUUCGAGGUUGAUGAAGGGGAGGAGGGACACCUUUGA